AGUCAAGGAAGAGCGCGCUCCCGGUUCGCGGCGCCCUUUAGCACCCAGGAGAGCUCGCGCUACAGAUUGUUGUCAAAGGGCCGAACUUACGCGUAGCGCGAGGGCCAGGUGUGUCUGCGGGAAGCCACGCCCACAUUACCUUACAUGGAUAUUAUACUGAAACUUGAUUGACAGGGGGCAGCAGCUGCUCAGCUGCCGAGACAUGGCGGAGCUUGCCGUUUUCUGAGGGAGCUCAUGUGAAAAUUUCCUUACUUUCUCGCUGUUCUUUUUAGCGAAGUAGGUGGGGGGGGUAAAAGACUGAAAGUGCGGGGCGGAUGCAGUUGUAACUGCUUACGAUGGACCUAGUUAGGAAAAAAGGCGAAGCGUAGGACUUUUUUGUGGGAGCUGGGAAAAUGUACUGCUGUUUCUUAGCGCAGUCAACAGCCGUAGGCAACAAAUAUGGCUACUUGUGUCUCUUUCAAUUUGUGAUGAAAAGCUGCUCGGCUCGGCCAUUCAUUGCAAUGGCUGCGGUGGCGUUUUCUUAAAAAGUGACCAGCCCUAGGAGAAAUUCUCGCGUUAAUCGCUGUGGCAGUUCUGGUCGCUUUAGCCGGGAAGGAGGGCGAAGGACGCGGCGAGAAGAAAUGGACCCCAAGCACAAAGAGUUGUUAGAGCAGUGCCACCAGAACUUAGUGGAGUCCAUUACAGAUGCGGAGAGCCUGGUGGAGGAGUUGGCCAAAUCGGGCGCUUUGAGCCAGCUGGAGAGGUACGAAGUGGACAACAACUGCUCGUCGAGCUCAGAGAAAGUGGACCUUCUUCUGAAGAUGCUGGCGAAUAAGGAGAGAGACCAUUUCCAGGAGCUGUGUGUGGCUCUGGAGAAGACCCAGCCGCACCUGUGUUCAGCCCUCUUCGUGAACGGCGGAGGACCUGUGGACCAUUCCUCUGAGAAAUUCGCUUGGCCAGAGUGGCAAAGAUGUAAUACUUCAUCAGAUGACACAGGCAAAACAUCUAACACGUUUUCAGGUUCUACGUACAGCGUGUUGUCCACGAUGCCAUCUGACUCUGAAAGCAGCAGCUCGCUCAGCAGUGUAGGUACGACCGGUAAAGCCUCCUCCCCCCCGCCGGCGCUGACGGACAGCAAGCAGGCCAACGACAAGCUGGAGACGGUGCUGUUCCAGCUACGGCAGGUGACCCGUGAGCGGGAUGAGCUACGCAAACGCCUCGCCCUCUCCUCCCCCGGCACCACCUUCGACGACUGUCGGCCCAAUUCCAAGCUGAGCCACGACUACGAGCGGCUGAAGAUGCAGUGCAUGAAGGCGAUGGCCGACCUGCAGUCGCUGCAGAACCAGCACACCAAGACGCUCAAGAGGUGCGAGGAGGCCGUCAAGGAAGCCGACUUCUACCAUACCCUGCACAGCCGCCUCCUGACUGACCAAUCCCAGCUGAAGGAGGAGAUGGACGCCAUGAAGAGGGACAACUCGCAGCUGGUGCGGGAGCACAACCACCUGAAACAGAACUGCGAGGAGCUGCGGCGGCUGCAUGACGAGGAUCAGAAGGAGGUGGCGGACAUGAGGCUCCAGCAGCAGCAGGUGCUGCGAGAGAACGGGUCGUCGGAGAUCCUCAACAAGCUGUACGACACCGCCAUGGACAAACUGGAAGGGAUGAAGAAAGACUACGAUGCACUACGCAAACGGUACAACGAGAAGACGGCCAACCACAACACGGACCUGAGCCGGCUGGAGAAGGCGGAGGAGGAGAACCGGCGGCUGCAGAAGCAGAUGGAGAUCCUGAUGAAGCAGAGGGACUCCGCCAUCCACUUCCAGCAGCAAUACUCGUCCUCCCUAAGAAGGUUCGACUCAAUCCAGCAGGAACUGAACAAGACAGCGGCUCAGAACAAGGAACUGCAGCGGGAGGUGGACCGCUGGCAGUCGGAGGCCACGCGCUACAAGACGCUGCAGCUGAAGGCGCUGAAGGACUUGGAGAAGUACAAGGAGGAGCGCGACUCGGUGUUCAACGAGUACCGCCUGAUCAUGAGCGAGAGGGACCAGGUCAUCAAGGAGGUGGACAAGCUGCAGUCCGGCCUGGAGGUGGCGGAGGCCAAGCUGAAGAACACCUCAUCUGAGAGGAAGGUGGCCAGCGAGGAGAUGGAAGCUCUGCGCCAAGAGCUCAGCUCGGCGCUGGUGGAUCGAGAUCGGGCCAUCUGCGAGAGGAACGAGCUACUGGAGAAGUACUGCCAUGAAGUUAAGGACAAGGCCGAGGCCCAGAAGGAGCUGAACCAGGCCUGCAAGGACAUCGAGACGGUCAAGGAGGAGAGAGACGUGGCUCGGAAGGAGAGGACGGAGGCCAUCAUCCAGAGAGACCAGUUGUUGCGGGAGUACUACCAGGCCAGACAGAAGCAAGAUUCUGCCACUCUGGACAUGGAGCGAGCCAACAAAGAGAUCGAGAUGCUGAGGAAGCAGUACGAGGCCAUGUCCCAGGAGCUGAAGGAGGCCAUGCAGGAGGCCGAGGUCGCCAAGUGCAGGAGGGACUGGGCCUUCCAGGAGAGGGACAAGAUCGUGGCCGAGAGGGAGAGCAUACGGACUCUGUGCGAUAAUCUCCGGAGAGAAAGGGACAGAGCAGUGAGUGACCUGGCUGAAGCUCUACGUAACCUUGACGACAUGAGGAAGCAGAAGCACGACGCCUUGCGGGAGCUGAAGGAGUUGAAAGAGAAGAUGGAAAACCAGUUGGAGAAGGAGGCUCGGUUUCGUCAGUUGAUGGCGCACAACUCUCACGACUCAGCCAUUGACACUGAUUCCUUAGAGUGGGAGACGGAAGUGGUGGAGUUUGAGAAAGACCGGGAGGACAUGGACUUGAAGGCACUCGGGUUUGAUGUGGCUGAGGGGGUAAAUGAUCCUUAUUUGCCAGGAGACUGUGGAAUAUUUGUCACAAAGGUGGACAAAGGAAGUAUUGCAGAUGGAAGGUUAAGAGUGAACGAUUGGUUAUUGAAGAUUAAUGAUGUGGACCUCACUAACAAGGACAGGAAGCAGGUCAUCAAAGCCGUGCUCAAUGGAGGAGGGGUCAUCAACAUGGUGGUUCGCCGGAGAAAAUCGUUAGGUGGCAGAAUUAUAACUCCGAUACAUUUAAAUCUUGCAGGGCAUAAAGACAGCGGCAUCAGCUUGGAAAGCGGGGUGUUUGUGACGGCUAUAGUGCCAGGGAGUCCCGCUGCGAGGGACGGAGCACUUACCGUCGGCGAUAGACUCAUCGCUAUAAAUGGAAUUGCACUAGAUAAUAAAUCACUGACUGAAUGUGAAGCUCUGGUACGGAACUGCAGGGAAUCUCUAAGUCUCUCCCUGAUGAAGUUCUUUCCACAGAGUUGCUCCGGACAGAACAUCUUCGAGAACCUAAGAGAGUCAGAGAAAUCGUCAAACUGUAGGUUCCACUCUUCCGACUUGCACGUACGCAACUACAAGAACUUGAAACACAACAGCUCGACCCAGACGGACAUCUUCAACCCGAGCAGCGCGGAGGGGAAGAAGGAACCUGCCGAGCCGGAGGAGGCGCCGUUCUGCCACCACAAACCCUUCUCCAUGGGCUCCCUGCACGUGCACUCCCCCCGGCCUGGCGAGGAGCAUGCCGCGAGCUCCUUCACCGGCGACGCCUUCCAGGAGCGCUGCUAUGGCCGCGUGGAGCCUGUCAAGGGCCAGUUCGCCUUCGAGUCCGAGUGCAUGAUGGCAGAGGCGGCGCUGGAGAAGGGACUCCAGAAGCACAGCGGAGGCACGUGGCCCAAAAUGAUGGCGGGGGGCGUGUCGGCGACGGAAAGCGCUCAACUCUCCAUAUUCAAGGUGCCAAAGCCGCGGAAGUCCAUCUUCGAUGCCGAUACCUUCAAGCGGCCCGACACGCCGUCCAAGCUGGACUACCUGUCGUCGUCGCAGUUGCCACCACACUCCCCACAGCCCUCCAAGGAGGCGUCCUCCCCGGCCCCCCCAACUCCCCCCACGCGCAGCGACUCCUUCAAGUUCAAGCACAAGCCACAAACAAGCUCCGCGUCGGACUCCACGAUCACCAAGGGCUCGCCUCCCAGCACCCCGUCCCCAUCCCCCACGACCCUGACUGCGAAGCAAGAGGCCAUGCUGGAUGGGCGCGACAGGAACGGCAACCAUUUCUUCUUGGAGGCCGGUGUGGACUGCAAGAUCCUGCCUUCCAGGAAGUCAUGUGACGACGACGUGGGCCGCCUGAGGGCGGAGGAGCAGGAAGUGAAGAGGCCCCGGCCGAAAUCGGCCCCCGCGCUGCGGCGCAAGAUGACUCCCCUGCAGUUUCCCAUGCCAGCCUUUCAGGUUCAGAGUUACUCUAACGAUGAACAGUCUCCAGAGCCCAACGACAUGGGCCGAUUCUCCCCCAAGCGCUCCCACCGGCACAGCACGGGCUUUGCCCCCCCCGGCUACAACGGAACCAUCUCAGCACACUCUGCACACCGAGGCUUGGCUCCGUGCCCUGCGGUAACGGCUGUAAUGAGAAAUCCAAUUUACACAGCCUGGAGUCACCGGGUUCACACUAAUAACUGCUCUGUCCCCAGCCAAAUCUGCCAUCCGCAUUCACACCCCAGCCCCCAGCACCAAGGGCGUCUGAGCUUGGACUUGAGUCACAAGCGCUCCAGUGACUUCACGGAACCGGCUCGCAGUCGGACGCCUCAUGGAACCAACUCCCUGCCCUCGAGCGCUCGACUGGGUUCAUCGAGUAAUCUCCAGUAUAGAACAGAGCGAAUUAAAAUCCCAUCCACGCCACGGUACCCUCGGUCCAUGCUGAGUUCCGACAGAGGCUCGCUGUCUCACUCGGAGUGCAGUAGCCCCAGCCUCAUCACCCCUCCUCAGUCCCCCCUCAACCUGGAGACCACCUCCUUCGCCAGCAGCCAAUCGCAGAGCUCCAUCUCCACGCUGCCCAGAAUAUCCAUCAGCCCCGUUCCCAUGGGAGAUCGUAGGAAGGACAGAUAUCUGUUCCGUAACAGAUCCUUUCUAAGAAUCCCUGUGGCUUCUAGGCCAAGGUUCUCAUCACUGAGAAGCCUGAGGCCUUAUCUGGAAGAGCCACGCAACGUCAUCGUGCACAAGGGCGCAGAGCCCCUCGGCAUCUCCAUCGUCAGCGGAGAGAACGGCGGCAUCUUCGUUUCCAAGGUGACGGGGGGCAGCAUCGCUCACCAAGCUGGGCUGGAGUACGGGGACCAGCUGCUGGAGUUCAAUGGCAUUAACCUGCGCAACGCCACGGAGCAGCAGGCCCGGCUGAUCAUCGGGCAGCAGUGCGACACCAUCACCAUCCUGGCCCAGUACAACCCCCACAUGUACCAGCUCGGCAACCACUCGCGGUCCAGCUCCCGGAUGGAGCCGAUGAGCAAUCAGUCGACCCCCCAGGGAAGUGGUGCCACGACCCCAGACAAUCACUCCACCAUCGACACCCUGAGCGAGCAGGAUGAAGGCACCAUGACUCCCCCCUCCAAGCAGACCACGCCCACCAUUAGCCCCCGCAGCUCAGUCAGGAUGUCUGCAGAGGCUUCCAGGAAGAUCCCCGAGCCGAGGAUGGUGACGUUGAGGAAGACCCAGGGGGAGCUGGGCGUCCAGAUCUGUGGCGGAAACCAGCGUGGGAUCUUUGUAGAGAAGCUGGAGGAUAGCAGCCCUGCCAAAGAUGCUGAUGUCCUUUUGCCAGGAGACGUGAUACUAGAGUACAAUUCAGUUAGCAUGAAAAAUAAAACUGCCGAAGAAGCGUACCUUGAAAUGUUAAAACCUGCAGAGACUGUCAUGUUGAAAGUUCAGCACCGUAUCGAUGAGUUUAAAAUGUUUAAAGACACUCCAGGAGAUGCAUUCUAUAUAAGAGCACUUUAUGACAAGGCUGCUGAGAUGGAGCAGGAGCUUAGUUUUAAGAAAGAUGACAUUUUAUUUGUUGAAGACACUCUACCAAAGGGCAAUUUCGGCUGCUGGAUGGCUUGGCAACUUGACGAGAAUGCUCAAAAGCUGGAAAGGGGACAAAUUCCCAGUAAAUACAUGAUGGACCAGGAGUUCUACCGGAGAUACAGCGUGUCUGAGAUGAAAGACGAGAACGGCUCCAGCAAAACAUUAUCAGCCGCCGCCCGCAGGUCGUUCUUCCGCAGGAAAAAUAAACACAAACGCAGUGGGUCAAAGGACGGCAAGGAUUUGCUGGCCCUUGACGCCAUAAGCACAGAUUCAAUUCCCUUCAUGGAAGACUGUGUCAGCUUGGCCUAUCAGAGGGUGCAGAAAGUGGAGUGUGCUUCUCCACGACCCGUGCUCAUUCUGGGGCCUUUAGUGGAUGCUGUCAAGGACAUGCUGGUCAAAGAAUCUCCUGGGAAGUUCUGCAGAUGUGUGCUUGAGGUGAUGAAGGCUUCCCAGCAAGCAAUCGAGCGUGGCGUGAAGGACUGCCUUUUUAUUGAUUACAAACGGAGAAGCGGCCAUUUUGAUGUGACGACAGUUGCGUCAAUAAUGGAAAUAACAGAAAAGGACUGUCACUGUUUGCUUGACAUUGCACCUCACGCCAUUGAAAGGCUUCACAGCGUUCACAUUUACCCAAUCGUCGUUUUCAUUCGGUACAAAAACGCAAAACAGAUAAAGGAGCAGAAGGAUCCAGUGUUUCUGCGGGAUAAAGUGUCUCAAAAACAUUCCAAGGAGCAGUUUGAGGUUGCGCAGAAAAUGGAGCAGGAGUACAGCAAGUUCUUCACAGGUAUUGUCCAAGGUGGGAGCCUGUCCUACAUUUGCACUCAGAUCACGACUAUUGUCGAUCAGGAGCAGAAUAAAGUCCUGUGGGUUCCAGACGGCUCGCCGUAGAUGUGGUGAAAGCAACUGCUGAAGCGUGCAGCCUUUGCAUCUGUUUAGAAAGAGAAAAAAACACACACAUACACUAAAACCUUAACUACAUGAAGGGGUACAAUACACUGAACAAUAUUUAAAUAGCAAAUUGUUCACAUUUGUCAGCAUUUUAUUAUUGCAAUCAAUAUAACCUGUAACACAGAGCUUAAGUUACACUUGUCUACAGGAGGAAGUUUAUAUAUAGCACUGAUUUUAUUUUAAAUUUUCUUUUUUGUCUGUUGUUUUUGUCAUACUUAAACAUCUGACUUAGUGAUGCUGCAUUUAAAACACUCGUUUACAAAAGAAGUAUUUUUAUGUAACGCUUACUUGAAUGUGUAGCUUUCCCUUAGUCACUCUCCCAGUUCUGCUCUCUCCUGAACCCCCCCCCAAUUCCUGCCAGUCCCCUCCCUACAUGAAAUUUCCUCAACGGGGUGGAGAUGAUGAUACGUGCAACAUGGAAGUGCCUUUUGAAAACCCAUAGAGCAUUCGACAGCAGGGUAAUUGGGAAGAUGCGAAACGUGCCGGGGCAGUCCUCUAGGGGGCGCACUGCACACUGUUUUAAAUUGACCUUUUCUGUUCUCUCUAAGAUCUUAAUGCCUAACUAGGUAAGGCACCUAGUAUACAGUAGCAAAGGGUAGUCCAGCUCUUAGCAGAGAUUAGCACCACCCCCACCCCCGGCCAUCUGCAUUUGUUUGUUGCUUUUAAUGUAUCUAUUUAAAAACAUCCUUGUGCAAUUUUGCAUGAUUCUUAAACCUUUUUUUUUAAUUUUAUUUUUUUUUUAUUUUCUCCUUGUUUAAUCUGUAUUAGUGUUGUAGAUGUUUUAUUAUUUAAGUGGGUUUUGUAAUUCAAGUAUGUGACACAGUAAAUGUAGUGCGGCAGUUCAUUCGGUCCUCAGUACUAUGUCCCCCUUCUGUAUGUCGUGCCAAACUCCUCCAUAUGUUCUGCUUUAGUUUUGCACUUGUAAGUCUGUGAACCCUUCCGAGUCGCAUUUAGAUAUCCAAUCAUUUUUAUCACGUUCUAGGUACUAUAGUCGUACUGUACAAGCAAGUGUAAUUUUGAGUAUAUCACGAGUUCCUAGCAUUUCAGCAUUUCCGCGGCAUGAAAUUGCCUUUCACACAUACAUCAACUGAAGAAAGUAGACUCCUCCUUAUAUGAAAAAGGGAUGUUUUCUUGCACAUUGUCCGUUUUAAGCAUUUGGGUUAAUUAGAAGUCCACAAUUAGAAGUAACUUUAAGGUCAAACUUUGUGCUAUAUUUUUCACAUACUUUUCUCAUGUGAGGGAUACAUUUUGGUUUCUCUGUAGACCUGGGUGAAAUACAACAAAAGACAGACAGGUACUGUUCUGAUUGGGAUUUUCUUUCUUAAAAUAUGAUUUGUAUCAAAUGUUAUGAAAUUAAUAUGAGAAUAAAAGUCUUUUUUUCUGUACCACUAAAAUUUUGAAAUUUAGGUGUUCCGUUAAUCAGCACCAUAUGGCCAAGUCGCACCAUAUGUGUAAAUGACGAGGCUGCUAAUAGUUUUAUGUAUCUUUUUUUUUUUUUUUUUUUUGGCUUCUUAAACACAUUUGCCUGAAAAUUUGUAUUGAGAUUUUAAGCACUGGGCCACUUGUUAAAGUAUGCAUAUUGUUCUUUAGGUUUAUAUACACAGGUUCUCAAAAAUGAACUCAUUUGGUAUUUGAUACUGUAUCAUAAUGUUCUUUGUGUUUAAUGACCUAAACAGGAGAAUUUCUGUGUAAUCGUGAGGAACAUCUUUCAAUGCAAUUCCUUUGAUUUGAAAGCCCCCCCCCCAUUUAUAGUAAGGGUGGUAACUGAUAACUGAUGGAUGGGUUAGACAGGAGCGUCUCUUCUGCAGGUUCUGCCUGUUGGGGGUCACUCAAGUCCUGACAUUUAACCUUGGAUCUUGUGUUUUUUUUUUUUUUAUAGACUGACAUGCCCAGAUUAUAUGUGGUUAAAAAUAGUGGUUUUAUUUUUAUUUGCAGCUUUCUAAUACCCUACAUAUAUAACUUUAAAGUGUAAAAUUUAAAUGAUAUUGAUAUAUGGAAUACCAGUGUGGGAAGUCUCUGCAUUGGACCACUGAGGCACUGAAUCAUCAGGGAAGAGCUUUGUCAGGAGACCACUAGUGGAGACGUGAGAAACUAGGCCUCAGGCUGGACUGUCUUUGGAGCAGUCUUGGAGCACGCUUUGGUCUCCUGCAUCUGUGUGGGCGAUCCUGGAACAGGGCCAGACGAUGCCUAUAACCAAAGAACUGGUAUGUAAUAACCUUCAAGAAAGUUAGUCUAGAAUGUCAAUACCACAUUCCUCCAUAUAUGACGUAGGGGCAGAGUUGUAUCUGUCCCCAGAAGAGUGCUUGCUUUUUAAGAGACAAAGGAUGCUAUUUCACAACUCCUCCACAUGAAUAACAACACCGUAACACAUCUGUCAGUGCUCCCUUAGCCAAGGCUUCCAGUGAAGGGGCAUAAAACCUACCCUGUAAAAGCUUUUGGUGUAACAGGGGGGCCCUGUCUCCACUCCAGUUUGCUGUAUGAAGAUUUCCUUGCCGAACCUGUCCCAUCAUACUCUCCCAGACACUCGACAGAUCUAAAGGGCACCAGCUUAGUGCAAUUAGGAAAUGUCUGCUUCGAAAGGUUAGCUUGCAGUGUUGACAGUGGACAGGAAUAAUGGGCCCCACACAGGCAACUCUUUUGACCUGAGAUUAGUGAUGUUUUAUCAUAUCUGUGUGUGCAGGGGAAAUUGUGGUUAAACACUUGUUCCAUCCUUUUUAUAGGUACAGUAUGCUUUUACUGACAAAGGCAUAAUCACAUAGGCCCACAACCUUUAAUACCAUGACAAUGAAAUAUCUGUGCUGACUGAUAAUGUUUCUCAACUCCGUCCUCAGGAACUGACUUGACAGUCUACCUUUUUGCUCUCUCUCAGGUCACAGCACACCUGUACCAGGGAUUAGAUGCUCUUGAUUGUGUUCUUGAUGUUCAGGUGUGCUGGGAAGGAGCAAAAAUGUGGACUGCCUGGUGGACCCCUGAGGACUGAGUUGAGAAACACUGCUCUGUUGCAGGGGUGGGGAUCCAUGGUGGGCCGGUGCGGGUUUUUGGAAUGACCUCUCAAUCGGCUAAUAAUUAAGCAGCAGUUCUCAACUGCAGUCCUGGGGGCCCAGUUAUUGGCUGAUUGAGGACCAUCGCAAAGACUCACACCCAUACCAACCCUCCAUAGAACAGGUUCCCCACCCCUGUUAUUGAGUGAGUUUUAAGGAUAGCCUAACCAUGGGGUGCUGGUAUCCAUCAGGUUUUCUGUCAUACUUGAGGAGUUAUCUGUCUAGACCAGGUGUGGUUCAUCUAAGACCGGGUAGGAUAGAAAACCUGCUGGAUGCCAGCACUGCAGCAUCAGAGCUGCCUACACUUGGCCUAACUUGUAAUGCCCUUUGUCCACUAGGCACAUCCUUGUUUGGAUGAUUAGUAUUUUCAGGGAGACGAACCAUUUGAUGUGCAUUUGUUAGAGGGAAGUUGGGAGCUUCCAGAGGCAAUUAGUGUUUGCAUUUGUAAACAUCACCUUGGGAAUGGAGAUUGAGGGUCUGGUUGGAAUAAGGAAAUCGGCACUGGGUGGAAGAACCGAGGCAGCGAGGCUGUGUGGAGGUCUCCAUGCCUAGUGCCAUUAACAGGAGUGAGGAGAAACAUCUCAACCCCCCUUCAGCCAUAGAGGGUACAUCACGCAUGCCUUUGUCCUGUGCUCUCCACCCCUAUAAUCACUGUGCAGACAGUAGUGCAGUCACCAACCUCGAGGCAAUUGACUGAAUCUGUUAGCAUAAAGUGCAGACAAGAAAGGACCUGGUGAAUUGGGUGUCAUACCUAUACAAUCAAUUAAAACAUUCGUAUGCAUCCCGGUAUCAGUGUUUUGUCUGUGUAUGUGUGUGUGUGUGUGUGUGUGUGUGGCAUGUCUGUUGGUCACAUACAACCUGAUGUUGUGGUUCAGACCUGCAUCUCCAAAUUCCCCGUGAGUCACUUGCAUCUUCUGGUGGCUCUGAACACUGUUGAUGGUUGUGAUGUGCAGUGAAAUUAAAGGUGAGAAAAAGCUUAUAUACUUUAAUUGCAACAUUUUACACAUUUUGGAAAAAGACUAUUUUCUGUAUGCUGGUUAUUUUUAUCAAAUAUAAACUGUAAUAAAUGUGUGUAGUUUUUUUAACAGAA
Molecule: messenger RNA, 10967 nt
Organism: Paramormyrops kingsleyae
Lineage: Eukaryota; Metazoa; Chordata; Actinopteri; Osteoglossiformes; Mormyridae
Gene: dlg5a
Product: discs, large homolog 5a (Drosophila)
Biological process (GO): regulation of apoptotic process; negative regulation of hippo signaling
Cellular component (GO): plasma membrane
Molecular function (GO): protein binding
Source: RefSeq, a predicted model, not a curated record